GGGGUCAUUCACCCGCUCGCAGCCUCACUCCAUCGGCGUGCUUUUGAGGGGACGGGUAGUAGGAGUACCACGAGUUGCCGGGUGAAACUGUAACCACAGUCACUGCUGGGAGGAGGUUGGACUGCACGUUCAAUUUAAAACAAUUGUAGACUGUAUUUACAGUUAUAGUGUUGCAGAAUCGUUAGGUUCCCCCCGCAGCUGAUUUCUGUAAUCACUCGCCUCACUGCACAAUCUGAUAGCUGGUCACCGGCUGGGGGGAGAGUUAAGGUGUCGGUAUUAACUAGUCUGUGGGCACUAGUUAGUUCUAGUUAGAUCACAGCCAUCCCAUUCCACACCCGGGAAGGCGAAGUGGGCCGGAGCUGCGCUCCGCUGGAAAGGCUGUCGGCGUCCCUACCACCGCUCGCCGACCCACACCGCCUUAGUCCCUCUUUCCCUCACCCCACUGUCCCUCCGAAACGCUGGAAAUCCACAAGCGGCCGGGGGGCGGCGACGGGCCAGCGAAGCUGGGGGUGGCACCGGAGCCGCACGGAGUCGGAGCGGCCGCGGGGAGGGUCGGCCGUGCAGAAGGGACGGCGGCGAUGGACGGCUUGUCGGUGGAAGUGCGCGGCUCCAACGGGGCCUUUUACAAGGGUUUCAUCAAAGACGUCCAUGAAGACUCUCUCACCAUAGUCUUUGAAAACAACUGGCAGCCUGAACGACAGUUGCCCUUCAGCGAUGUACGAUUGCCACCCCCAUCAGACUACCACAAGGACAUCGGCGAGGGAGAGGAGGUAGAGGUUUACUCCAGAGCCAAUGAGCAGGAACCGUGCGGCUGGUGGCUGGCCAGAGUUCGAAUGAUGAAGGGAGAGUUCUACGUGAUUGAGUAUGCUGCCUGUGACGCCACCUACAACGAGAUCGUGACGUCGGAACGGAUCCGGCCCGUCAACCCCAACAGCCCUUCGUCCCGCGGCUCUUUCUACAAGGUCCCCAUCGCCAUCCCCGAGGAUCUGCGGGACAUUUGUGUGAAUGACGCAAUACACAAAGACUUCAGGAAAGCCAUUGGUGCAAAUUGCAUCUUCUACAGCUCCACUACCCAGGAGCUCAUCGUCCUGUCCACGAACGAGUCGACAGUAAAGCGGGCGACGCUACUGAGUGACAUGCACUUCCGAAGCAUCCGCACCAAACUGAUGCUCAUGUCCCGGAAUGAGGAAGCCACCAAACACCUGGAGACGAGCAAGCAGCUGGCCUCCGCCUACCAGGAGGUGGUGCGCGUGCGGGAGGACCUGAUGGGUCUGGCCAUCGGCUCGCACGGGGCCAACAUCCAGCAGGCGCGCAAGGUGUCUGGCGUGACGGCUAUCGAGCUGGAGGAGGAAAGCUGCACGUUCAGGAUCUACGGGGAGACCCCUGAGGCUGUGAAGCAGGCCAGGGUGUACCUGGAGUUCAGGGAGGAUUAUUUCCAGGUGCCCAGGAACCUGGUUGGGAAGGUGAUUGGGAAGAAUGGCAAAGUGAUCCAGGAGAUCGUGGACAAGUCAGGCGUGGUACGUGUUCGCAUCGAGGGGGACAAUGACAAGAAGCUGCCCAGGGAGGAGGUCGGCAGGCAGCCAACCGGAGAAGAGGGCAUGGUCCCCUUUGUGUUUGUGGGCACUAAGGAGAACAUCAGCAACGCCCAGGCCCUGCUGGAGUACCACGUAGCAUACCUGCAGGAGGUGGAGCAGCUUCGGCUGGAGCGUUUGCAGAUUGAUGAGCAACUACGGCAGAUCGGGGUGGGUUACCGUGCCCCCGCUGGCCGCUCGGGGGGGCCGGUGGCUGGAGAACGUGAGCGGGGCUACCUGACGGAUGAGAGCACCAGUUCUGUCCAUGGCGCGCGGACCUACGGUGGAAGGGGCCGCGGUCGCCGAGCCUCCAACAGCCAGUACUCUGGAUACGGUACCAACUCGGAGUUGUCCAACGCCUCGGAGUCUGAGGACGUCAGUGAGCGGGAGCCGAGGACCCGUGGCACCGGUGGAGAUGAGAGGGGCUCCCGACGGGGCGGCCGGGGACGCGGGGGCACCACGGGUGUGGUGCGGGGCCGCGGAGCGCCAGGCAGCCGGCCGGCAAAUCACACCAUCAGUUCUGUCCUGCGGGACCCCGACAGCAACCCCUUCUCUUUGCUGGAGGGGGAGGGCGAGGCGGGCGGAGACACAGACGCCAGCGAGAGCAUGGGUGGCGCCGGAGACCGCCGGAGACGCUCGCGCCGCCGCCGUAACGACCAGGAGCCCAGCGUGAUGGAUGCGGCAGCCGAGUCUGACGGCCAGGCCGGGACCAGCGAGAACGGGCUGGAUGAGGACGGCAAGCCCCAGCGCCGUAACCGGAGCCGGCGCCGGCGCAAUCGUGGCACCCGCCCCGAAGGAGGCUCUCUCAGCCGCGACAGGCAGCCCGUGACCGUGGCGGACUACAUCUCCCGUGCAGAGUCCCAGAGCCGACAGAACCUGCCUCAGGAGACACAGGCUGCACCCGAGCUCAAGAACAACGGGAGCAGUGGCCAGGAGGAGCACACCCCUGCCAAGCCCCCUCCCACCAAUGGCGUAACUGCGCCUGGCGAGGCGCUGGUCAACGGGGUGUCCUAAAAGGCCGGCCACAUCCCUUCAGCCCUCGUCUAGAGCCAGACCUCAUGGCAACACUGACCCUGCUUGCAUUUACUUAAACCUUUAAAACAGAUGAGUGAGGAAAAAAAUCGACAGUGCUUCAGUUCAUAUGAUUGAAAAAUGACAGAGCAUCUACUUAAAACACACGUAUGUGUAUGUUAUUCUAUCUAUCAGUACUUAGUGCUUAUUUAAAACUAGCUUGCCCAAAAAGAGCUGGUGGACGUGACUCCAUUUAUAAGAUACUGAACACAGAUACAGGACGUGACUUUUUUUUCCCCUUUGUUUUCCUUAUGGGUCUUUUUUUGUUUACUGGUUUGGACUUGUGGUUGCACUCCAAGAGAACAGCUGUGUCUGUUACAGGUUCAGUGGAGGGGUGGGUGGGGGGCGGGGGGGGAUAUGUUACUUGGGGGUUGGGUGGACUGGGGCGGAGGGGGUGGAGACGACACUAUUCGGUUUAGGGUCCGUUGUCUUGACGUCAAGUUACAGUGCGAUAAACCGAGGAAUGAGUGUGCUGGAAGAGACAUUGUGCCUUGAAUUUGAACACUUGAUUUUUUUUUUUUUUCUUUUUUUCUGCCUUGGAGGAGACUACAGGCCAGGGAAGGGAGGGGGGGCAAGGAGAUGUGUGGUUAGCAGGGAAAUGGAGUUUCAGUGAAAUGCAUCUUUGUGCCAAAAAAAUGUUUAGGGUGUUCUUGUCAAAUGAUAGCCCAGGGGUGCGUUUGCGUCUAUGCGUGGUGGGACAGGAAGAGGAUUGUGGGUAGCAAGACCCCGAGCUAUUAAAUGGGAUCUUAUCUGGGAGAUGGGCUGGUCAGGCUGUGUGCCAACCUCCACGCGUGGGCUAGGAAAGCAGGCUAAUGGCUGCCGGCCCACCUGCCAAAGAGCUGUCUAUUCAGGCAGAGGGGGUGGUCCCUUCGCCUUUGGGUGGGGUAGCUGUGCAAAGAUCGGUGGUGAGAGGCCCUAAGUUUGCAGUGACGUAACUGUAAUGCUUGUGGCAGAAUUCACUCUGGGCCAUUGCUGGCCUGUCUCGUCGCCAUUCCCCCAGUGAUAGCUUAGGAAGGCAGGUUGGGGUUGGGGGGGGGGGGCAUGGUCGAUGCAGCCAGAAAAGUAACGAGUGCCUCUUCCAAUCCCACCACGACCACGCUGCACACGCAGGCUAGCUCGCAAACCUGCACUGAUCAGCACGGAAGCCUAUUUCUGGAGCCCCUGAACCAGGAGUGCCGGAGUCUGCAUUCCCGGCGACAUUCCCGGGCCGCAAUGGCGUGGCGCUUCCGAGGGGCGAGGCGGCCGUCAGUGCAAGAGAUGGAGAAACGAGCGGCGGCCGCGUGAGACCCGCGCUCUGGCCGAUGGGGGAUUGUGCGGUCAAAGUCAAGGCCUCAAAUGGGCUCAUCUGUUUCGCCUGGGUUUCCACUCAACAUUUGCAUUGUUCUUUCUGCAUCAUUUAAAAAAAAUAAAAUGGAAGUGAAAUUAAUUCCUAUCCAAAUUAUAAUUUGUCGAAUUUUUGGAGGUCUAAUUGCAUGAGUAUAACCUAGCUCUUGUGCAUGCUGUAUUCUGGGUUAACCUUCAUUCUGAAGCCAUUGGCAUGAAGGCUGUGAACUCAACACUGUGACACUCCUGUGCUGGACUUCAACGUGAUACAAUAUAUCCAAAUUUGCCUAUUUCACAUCAAAAUCAAUAGAGGGCAGUUCAGGCUUAACUCUUGUGCUGUCAGUUUCCCCUUGAGGUGUUUUUGCCUGCAGGUGUUGAGUCAGUUGCAAAACAAUAAAAGAAGUGGUAGGACAAAAAAAGACCAAGUUUCAAGUCAUACUAAUUUUGAAAAUACAUCUAGUCUAUGGUAUGUGAGGACCUUAGCUAUUCAAAGUUAAGGAAUGUUGCUAGGUUGUUUAUGGGAAGCAAUCAGAUAAAAUGACAGUGUUUGACAACUUCAGUUUGUGGAAUGAAGGAAUGAGCCAGCCUGUUUCAGCAUGACUGGCAGUGGGUAAGGUUCUGUACCUUAAACUUUGCUGAGUGUAUUUUAUUUAUUAUUCCCCUGCCAAGUUUGGUGUUGGUCUGUUAGAGUGACCACGUUUGGAGGAAAAGCCCCGGUUACAACUGGUGAAUAAUUUUAAAUUGUUGCAAGGCUAAUGGUUUAACUUUUAAGGGAAAACGAUUUAAGCAUAAUACAUAUCAGAAUAUGAAAAGUAUUUAAGAUGUAUCACAUGCCACGUUUCAAAUGUCACUGACCUUGUGCCUUGACGCGUAUUAGAAUAUUUUUCAGUGAGGCAUUUAUAGGUAUGAUAUAUGUGAUACUGCAGUGAUGUCUUUACAUUAAAAACAUUGACAGUCAAA
Paramormyrops kingsleyae is the source of this 4925-nucleotide messenger RNA. It is a transcript of the gene fxr2, whose product is annotated as FMR1 autosomal homolog 2. NCBI's taxonomy places the organism in Eukaryota, Metazoa, Chordata, Actinopteri, Osteoglossiformes, Mormyridae. The record is from RefSeq and is a predicted model, not a curated record. Gene Ontology annotation, cellular component: cytoplasmic stress granule; neuron projection; nucleus. Gene Ontology annotation, biological process: positive regulation of long-term neuronal synaptic plasticity; regulation of mRNA stability; animal organ development. Gene Ontology annotation, molecular function: mRNA 3'-UTR binding; translation regulator activity.